Lachancea dasiensis is the source of this 570-nucleotide messenger RNA. The record is from the annotation of a GenBank genome assembly. NCBI's taxonomy places the organism in Eukaryota, Fungi, Ascomycota, Saccharomycetes, Saccharomycetales, Saccharomycetaceae.
AUGAACUCUCGCUCGGAGGUGUCAAAACACCGCAAAAUAGCCAUCGUGGGCGCCCGCAACGUGGGCAAGAGCUCGCUCACGGUGCAAUACGUGGAAUCGCAUUUCGUCGAAUCCUACUACCCAACCAUCGAGAACCAGUUCACCAAACAGCUGGUGCUGGGUAAGAACAACUACACCCUGGAGAUAUGCGACACUGCGGGCCAGGACGAGUUUUCACUUGUCAACACCAAGUCGCUAAUCGGUGUUAAGGGCAUCGCGAUCGUGUACAGCUGCGUUAACCGGGCGAGCUUCGAGAUAGUGGAGCUCGUACGCGACAAAAUCGUGGACCAGCUUGGGCUGGAGACAAUCCCCACGGUGGUGGUUGCUAACAAGAUCGACUUGCGGGAUGCGCAGGGCCACAGCGAGGUGUCGCAAGAAGAAGGAGCAGCCCUUGCCAAGGAGCUGGGUGCCGGGUUUGUGGAGUGCAGCGCGAAGCAGAAUGUUGGUGUGGACGAGGCGGUGGGCCAGCUAGUGAUGCGGAUCGAGGGACUCGACGCCAAGGGCGAUGCCAGCGGGUGCGUAGUGAUGUAG